GUGUGCCCAGGCUCAGGUCUCAGCACAGCAGGACAAGCCGAGCCCCCUGCAGGUGCAAGACAGGUGCAUGGGGCAAGGUUCUGGCCGGCCAGUCUGGGACAAAGGAGCCUCACUAGGGAGCCGAGCCUGCAGCCAUGAGCUCUGCCUCCAGUGAAACUGGUGACCGGGCCCCACCGCUGGAUGCCGUGAUCCAGAAGUUGGAGGACACCAUCCUGAGCCCCACCGCCAGCAAGGAAGACCGGGCACUGACCAUGCGUGGGGAAGGACGGCAGGCCUCGCCCACCCCUGUGCCUGCCCGCAUCCGCGAGAUUGUGGCCAGCAGCCUGGGCAGCGAGUCACCCCGAGGGGCACUGCAGCUGCCUGCCGCUGUGGCCCGCGUGCAGGAGGAGAGCGAGCUGCUUCAGGAGGAGCUGGUCCGGCUGGCAGGCCUGCUGGCCCAGGCAGGCGCUGAGCGGGAUGAGCUGGCUGGCAGGUGCCAUGCGUUCAGCAAGCGGCUGCAGGCCCAGCUGGAGACCACCGAAGCACAGCUGCGGAGGUCAGAGCUAGAGCACAGCGUGGACUUGGAGGAGGCCCUAGGCCACCUGGAGGCCUCGGAGCAGAGGAGUGCCGGCCUCGCCCAGGUGAAUGCCCUCCUGCGAGGACAGCUAGAGCACAUGCAGAAAGCCAAUGACAGGUUGGCCCAAGAGCUGGCCAGGGCAGCGGACAGUGUGGUCCACCUGCAGCGCCAACUGAAGCUGAGGGGUGCAUGGCACUGGACCAAGACACAGGCCUGGCCUCCAGGCCCCAGGGAGCCCCAAGACUUGCUCCUCUUGUGGAGACAGGUUAUGGCCCUGCGGACACAGCUGGCAGAGCUGCGGGCAGCCACUGAGAGGGGUCUUUCAGACAUGCGAACAGACAUGGCCAGGACAGCGCGGCGCCUGCACACAGCAUGCCUCAGCCUCGACUCCAAUCUUCAGCUGGCGGCCAAUAGUGCAGCCAGCUCCCUGGAGCAGCGGCUGCGGGAGCAGGUCCAAGAGAUGCUGCAGCUGCAGGGCCGCUGGGAUGCAGAGAAGGUGGUGCUUCAGGCCAGGCUCUCUGAGCAGACACUACUGGCAGAGGAGCUCACAGAGCAGAGCAAGCGGAGGGAGAGGACGAUCGCAUCCCUCAAGCUGAACAUCCAGAGCCAGGACUCCCAGCGGCGCAGUGGGGGCCACCUUGCCGAAGACACUCUGCAGCCCAAGGUCCAGUCCCUGCAAGACGAGGUCCAAUAUCUGCGGAGAGUCUUGACCAGCAUCGAGGAGGUGGCCCAGGAGGACACCAGGAGCCCAGAGCGGCCAUGGAGCAGCUUUGCUGAAAGCCAGGAGGUGUGGGGCAGACAGAGGAGCCCCCCAUGCUCCCCGUCCCCCGCUCCACAGGCCUGCUCCCCAGCAGGCCUGGACCCCUCGCUACGGGCAGUGCAAGCGGCCAUGAAGAGGAGAAGGCAGCAAGAGCAGAAGCUGCGCCUACAGCUGGAGUCCUCACGGGCCGUGGCUGCCGGACUGCGAGAGCAGCUGUCUGCAUGUGAGAGGGAGCUGUGGGCCUCUCAGAGGCUCUUACAGGACAGGGCGCAGGAGCAUGAAGACCUCCUGGGCCAGCUGGAGGUGCAGAGGCAUGAGGCACGGUGCUGCCAGGCAUCGGUUGAGCUCUUGGGAAGGGAGAAAGCAGCCCUGGAGAUGCAGGUAGAGGAGCUGAAAGGGGAGGCAGACAUCCUGGACGCAGAGAGGCAGAGGCUGGAGGCAGCCGGCAUGGAACUGCACAGGAGCCUGGCGCUGGGAGCAGAGCAGAGGUAGGGGCCUCAGGUCAUGACCCUCAGGGAUGACUUCCACCCUCUGCCUUCUGGCCUCAGCCAGGGGCGCCUGGAGCAGCUGGAGGAGAAGGUCUCCUUGCUCCAGAAGGAGCUGGUGUUGGCCCAGGAGGCACUGAGCACGGCCCAGCUGCAGAAGGAUGUGGCGGAGAGUGAGCGGGAGAACCUGCGUGGCAGCCUGGCCCAGGUUCAGUCCAGCAAUGCCAACCUGGAGCUGCUGGUGACACGGCUGAAGACAGAGGGGGUGGAGCAGCAGGACUCACUGGCUACAAUGGCUGCCCUGAUGGAACAGCUGGCCCAAGAUAAAGGCUCCCUGAACUGCCUGGUGCUCCAGGUCACAAGCAUGAAACAAGCCCUGGAGGAGCAGCUGGCACAGAGCCUGCAGGACCAGGAGGCCCAGAUGGACACUCUGCAGCAAGCCCUGCAGGAGAAGGAUGCUUUGUCUGAGGAGCGGGCCCAGCUCCUGGCCAAGCAGGAGGCCCUGGAGAGACAAGGCCAUCUUGCAGCAGAGGAGACAGCUGAUCUCAGGGCCCAGAGGGACUGUCUGGAGAGCGGCCUCUCUGAGGCCCAACAACUGGUGGCACAGCUGCAGGCCAAGCAGAAGCAGCUGGAGGAGGCCCGGAUUAUUCUGCAAGUGGAGAUGGAGCAACUGAGGAGCAACUGCAAGGCACAGGAGAUGAGGCUGCGGCAGGACGUGGGGCGGCUGCAGCAGCAGGUGGCCCAACAGGAGCGGAAUAUGAAGCUGGCCCUGGAGAGCCAGGCAACGAUGCACCAGGAGGACCUAGCUUGGCUCCAGAGGGAGAAGGAGACUCUCAGUCUGAGCCUGGCAGAGGAGAAGGAGGUGGCUGCACACCUGCAGAAGCAAGAGAAGGAGCUGGUGGCAAAAUGUACAGCUGAGAGGGAGGCUCUAGAGGAAGAAAUUCAGAGGCUGAAACAGGAGCAGGAUGAGAGCCUCCUCCAGCUGGAGCACAAGAUGCAGCAGGCCCUGUCUGCAAAGGACACGGAAAAGAGCCAGCUACACAAGGAGCUCUCCAGGGCCACACAGGAGCUGGAACGGGUACAGCAGGAGGCCCAGAGCCAACAGGCCCGUGCUGAGGUCACCAUCUGUACCCUGACAGAGGAGCUGAGGACCUCGCGGGCCCAGUUUGAGGGCGCUGUCUCUGCCCAUCAGCAAGAGGUGGCGGAGCUGAAAGAGAGCCUCAGGGAGACAGCAGCCCAGCAGAGAGACAUGCAGAGAGAGGCCCUGGAAGCUCAAAGGCGGAGAAUGCAGGCCCAGCUAAAUUGGGCCCAGGAAGCACUGGCCAGGCUUCACCUGGAACUGCAGGGCAGUGAGGAAAGCCUCAAGGGGCUGCGCAGGGAGGCCCUGGAAGCUCACCAGGCGCUGGGCACCCAGGCCCGGGAGAAGGAUGCACUGCAACACUCCAACGCUGAGCUGCGGGCCGCCCUCCAUAGGGCUGAGCAGGACAAGGCAAGACUGAAAAGGGCUGAAGAGACCAAGGAGCAGAAGCUGCGAGUGCUGGACAAGGUCCGGGUGGCAGCCCAGGAGGAGACCAGCAAGCUACGGGCCAGGGUGCAGGCCCUGGCGUGGUCGCAGGGGGAGGCCCAUCAGGAGCUGCAGGAGCAUCGCAGACAGGUGAGGAUGCUGGAGGCUGAGAAGCAGAGGCAGAACAGAGAGGUGAGCAUGCUGCAGGCCCGGUGCUUGCAGGAUGCCCAGCGACAGCAACGGAGCCAGCAGGAGGCGCUGCAGCUGCAGAGACAGGUGGCAGAGGCUGAGGCUGCUCACAAGGGUGCCCAGAAGGAGGUCCUGGGACUGCAGCGAAAGCUGGCAGAGGUCAAGGCUGCAGGCGAGGCCCAGGCCAGGCAGCUGGAGGGGCUGCUGUCAGAGCACCGAGGGGCCGAGCACACCCUGCAGGCUGAGCUGCGCGGUGUCACCAGGAGGCUGCAGCAGGCCAGCAGCCGGGCUGACAAACUCCAGGGCCGCCUGGACAAUGCCUGCAUCCUGGUGCACAGUCUGGAGCAAGAGCUGACCUGGGCCCAGGCCGCCCGGCGGCAUGCAAAUACCCAGCUGGACCAGCUGUGCUCUGUGCUGCGCCAUGGCCUGGGGCUCUGGGGACAGAGCCCAGUGGUCUCCCCACAGCACUCUGGCUCCCCAGCAAGAGGCUCCAACAGCUCCCAGGUUCACCCUGAGCAGCAGAGUGCCAGCAUCCCCGCCAGGCCCCACUCUCCACGGCUGUCACCUGCUCCUGAAGACCACAGCCCAGAGGUCAUGGACAUAGCCUCUGUGCAGGACGCCCUGGGAGACUUUGUUCAGAAGUUUCGGGAUGCCCAGCGGGAGCAGGACAACUGCCGCGUCCAGGUGACCAGCCUCAGUGGCCGGCUGAGUGUGGCGGAGCGUGAGUGUGCCCAAGCCCAGGGCCACGUAUGGCAGCUGCAGAGGGCACUGGCCAAGGCUGAGGAAGGCCGGCGCCAGGCAGAGGGGGCUCUGGGCAGUGCCCAAAUGGCGCAGGACCUGCAGAAGGAGGCACUCUUGAAGCUGGAGACGGAGCACUUGGCCAGCAUGCGGGCGGCAGCCCAGGACAGGCGGCAGCAGCAGGAGCAACUGGACAUGCUGCAGCAGGCCCUCGAAGAGCACAGGAGGCACAGCCUGGGCCUAAUGGGGAAGGGGCAGCGACUGCAACAGCGAGGCCCCCUGGUGGAGGCCCAGCUGCAGUCCACACGGACCCUGGCAUCCCGAGAGCAGACCCACCAGCGGCGGAUGAAAGGGCUGGAGGAGCAGAUGGCCAGCCUGAAGGAGCAGCUGGACCGGGAAGUGCAGCCACGGCAACAACAUGUCCACCUCCGCCAGGCCUCCCAGGCCAGGAAGUGAGCCUGCUGCAGACACUGUGGGGCUCAGCUGCCUGCAGCCCUGAACAGCCAGGCACAGGCUCCUCCAGGCAAGGGACCCAGGCAGGUGGGGACCUGGGCUGAGAAAGCUCAGCAGUGCUGCUGAGGAGGCCAAAUGCAGGAGAGGGCGUGGUCACCCACCCAUUUCCUGGGGCCUUCUGGUUCCACAGACUGCGAAGUCCCACCCAGGGCUUCUGCCAAUAGCUGGGCUGGGCUGGCCUGGGUGCUGGUCACUCCUCUCCAACACACUUCCCGCCACAGGGAGCAGGCUACGGAUGCCUCCUCAGCCCAGCCCACCCCUGGCCUGGCACUCAUUUCCGAUUUGGACGUGCCAUUCUUGCCAGACCCCAGUGGCUGGGCCCUGCCAGGCCGCCUUCCUCUGCCACAGGCUGCAUUCCCAGCCUUGCUCUGUAAACACUGGGAAGCACGUGGGAAACAUUUCCACCAACCGGAGCCAAAAACACAAUGUCCCACAAGGGCAGCUGCCACAUCCCACGUCCAGAAGCUGUGGAACCUCCCACGUCCAGGAACUGCCGCCUGUCACGGUGGCAGGUGUCUGGAAAUAACUCAAAUUCGAGUCCCUGUGACUCACUGACCAGGAGAGGCACUGGAGUGUGAAAUCUGAAGUUGUUCCAGAGGCUCCUGCAUCCCUGGUGGGGAGCUACUGGGAAAAUUCCCAUGGGAAUCUAGCCCAGUUGCCAUAGGGGCCUGUUAUAGCCACUUGGUGGCCUUUUCCCUGGUCUCCCUGAGGUGCUGGUCAGAGUGAUGCAUCUUCCUCUGCAAUGGCCCUCACGCUGUAAGCAGCACCUUUCCAGGACCAGGCACCAGGCUGAAGGAAAAUCCCGUGUGUCUUGGCCCAGGCUGCCCUCAGGGCCCCGUCAUGGAACACCACCCAUGCUGGCUACCAUGAGCUGUGACUGUGCUGUCAAAGGCUGUCCUAUCUGGUCAGCCCUACCUGAACUUAGUAACAGAGUAACACAUUCUAAGUCCUCAAAGCCAGGGCUAGGAAGGUGAGCAGAGGCCCUGUGGCCUGUCCACACUGCUCGCUCAUCAAUGGCAGAGUAAGAAGGAUCCAAAGCUCAGCCCAGCUCUGAUGGGACACUCCAGGCACAGGAGUUAGUGGUGGCAGAGUGCCCUGAUGGCUAUGUGUCCACCCACAGUGGCCAGGUACAGGCAGCAGUGAGCCAAUGCAGCGCUCUCUUGCCUUGGGGCCUGACAGCAUCCUGUGAAAUGCAGCAUGUGGCAGAUGUGUCUCCCCUCCUCCCUCCACACGUACCUGGAGGACAGCAGUGCCCUCUGGGAGGUGAAGCCAGGAGUUGGGCGGGUAAGGAGGGAAAAGGCUCUGGAUGCCUACCCUGCGCCAUGCCCAGAGUCUGAGGGAAAAGGACCAUGACAGCCACACAGCGACCUGCUCCCCAGAGCUCUAGAGAAAGUGCAGCCCAGCCUCUGAGAGGCCACCACAGUGAGAUUCCUCUCUUGAGCAUGGUCAGCCUCAAGGUGUCUGUGGGGCUCGGAGGUGGUCCUCAGGCUUGGUGCCUACAGAGGAUAGGCCCCAGAGUGCCUUAUGGACCCUGGAUUUCCAAACAAGUCUGUGUCCUAGGCUCCAUGUGCGGCUCUUGAGGUGGCCUCAGAGGACUUCACAGCCCCAAACCAAGUUUUCAGGGGCCACCCCCCAAGAUGUGGUUCAUGCUCAACGUUCCCAUCCUUACACAGCUCGGGACAGGCAUUGCAAAAAAAUAAAUAAAUCACAGAGAAUCAGAACAUAAAGGUCAUAACCACCCCCAAUGCUAAGGUGGACCUCAAAUGGCCUCUGUCCUCUGCAGGCACCAGGCCUUAGGGCCCCUCCUUUCCUUUGUCCAGCAUGCACAUUUUGUGGGACAGUUAAAGUCAUAUCUUGUGUACUACUUAGAACAUUACUUUUUAAAAGCAACUUUUACUGAUGUAAUAUCAUUAGGUUUUUCUGUGUCAUUAAAAAUGCCUCUGAAGCACAACUAUCAGCAGAGCAAGCUCUGGGGACUGGGAGGGAAGGAGAACAAAUGGGACUGUCCCUUCAGGGAGUCCGGGAUGCCUUCUGGAGCCUGGGUCACCCUGGCCCCAUGUGCAGCCCCUCAGCCAGUACUCAGGGGGCAGUGGUCUCCAUCCCCUGAAGGCAGGAGCACCCAGCACCUGUGCCACCUGCAGCAUCUGCUGCCUCCCUCUUUCCUUGGCAUCAAGCAACAUCACCUCUGGGGAAGUAAAGGCCAAGCCCCACCCCCUUGGCUCCUCCCCAGCAGGAACUUCUGAUGUCCUGCAUGGGUGGCAGGCGUGGGGCUUCAUGUGCACACAGCGAGAAGCAAGUCAGGCUGUGCAGUUCCCCUGCCCCAU
Molecule: messenger RNA, 7069 nt
Organism: Fukomys damarensis (Damara mole-rat)
Lineage: Eukaryota; Metazoa; Chordata; Mammalia; Rodentia; Bathyergidae
Gene: Crocc2
Product: ciliary rootlet coiled-coil, rootletin family member 2
Exons: 31
Source: RefSeq, a predicted model, not a curated record